AUGAAAUCCACUAAUACUUAUUAAUACAUUACUAAUAAUUCACAUUAAGAACUUAUUGAUUAUUUGAAAUAAGAAAACAAACAGUUGACUGACCAACUCAAGGAGCUCAACAAUCUCCUUCAACUCAACAAAAAGGCCUUAAAAAUAAUGACUCCUUAAAAUAACGAAGAGUAAAAUAAGGCCUUACUUAUGGUCCUCAAGAAUCUUUAAGAAGAAAAUGCCAAAUUAAACUCUUAAAUAGAGAAACUUAUAAAUGAAAGAAAUCAAGCUUAAAACUAAGUAUUAAUCAAUUAAUAAAUCACUGAAGAAGCAUAAAGACAUGAAAAAGAAUUAAUUGUAUCACUACAAAACAAAAUUACUACAUUAUAAAAUAAUUUAAGCAAGGCCGAAUCUUAAUUAUGCAAAUUAGAAUUUUUAAAGCCAGAAUUUGAUGAAUAGUCUGGCAUCCUGAUUAAAUAUAAAUAGAUUACUGAUACUAACAAAAUCAAUAAAGAAUUUCAUGAUUAAAUUGAAACACUUAAUGAUCUGUUGAUUUUAUAAAUUAAAAAGAAUAAAAAAAUUGAGGCCUAAAAAAGGCAAUUACAAGGCUUAAAUCUAAAAUUGAUUACAAAUCUUAUCUCAAUAAAAAAUGCUGCCUUGAUAUCAAAUGGCAACAAAGUUAUUUUAUAACAACAACAGUAGAUGGAUCCAUAGCCUAAUCAAUUAAUUAAAUUCUAAUAAAAUAUCCUUUAUGCAAUGAAAAAGGAUGAAAAUAUAUAUUCAUCAGAAUCAGAAGGUCUGUCUUCAGUUGAUAAUUCUCCUUUGGCAUCACCCUUGCCAGUUAAACUAGAAAACUGCAAACCUUAAUAAGAGAGUUAAAAGAUUAAAAAUGCAUAGGAUAUUCCUAAACUUAAUCUCAGCUAAGCAAUAAUAAUAUAGGAAUUGAAUGCCAAAAGAUAAACUUAAUAAGCAUAAGAUAUGAGAAAGGCGACUGAUGCAAACCUAUUGGAUAAAUUGAAAUAGUAUGAUUAAGCGUUAGAAGGACUCAAAAAGAACUACCAAAGAGAAAUGACUUUGAAUAAAACACUUGAAACUACCAAUAAUGAACUAGAAAGACAUUGUGAAAAUUUGGAAAGUUAGAUUUAAAUCCUUAUUAAUUCUAAUUUAAGAUAUUAAGAGAAAUAGUAGAAAAUAAAUAAACAAUACCAUUUUCUGCAACAAUUUUACUUAAAUAAGAAAGAUCAAGUCACAACUACUCAAAGUCAUAACCAUAGAUUCUCAUAAAGUCCUACUGAAUUAUCCUAAGAAAUAGUAUUAGAUACUUCAUUUAUAGAUGCGAAUGAAGCAAUUCUAUCAAAUGAAUAGGAAUUCAAAAACAUUUAAUAUUAAAUGAUGCAACAAUAAUAGAUUCAGUAAUAGUUGUUAUAGCAAUAAAAUUUUUGUUAAUUUUAUUUUGCAAAUAAUGUGGAGGAUGCAUAAAGAUUCCUUUUAGGAUUGGCUGAAUAGAUGUAUAGUGGAUUGUCAGAGAAAAUUGAAUUAAUCAUAUAGGGUUAGAGUAAAGGGAGAAGAGAAAAUGAUAAUAGAAUAAGAUCACUAAGUGAUAUAGUUGAAUAAUAAAAUAGAGUAUAGUAUAUACAAUAGUAAUGA
This is a messenger RNA of Paramecium tetraurelia, 1626 nucleotides long. RefSeq lists its product as uncharacterized. The record is from RefSeq and is a predicted model, not a curated record. The transcript has 4 exons. Lineage: Eukaryota; Ciliophora; Oligohymenophorea; Peniculida; Parameciidae.